CUUUGUCCCUUUCAUUUCACUGUCUGUAACAUACUCUUGAGCAACUAUUGUCAAUAAUGUGACACAACUUUACCAAUUGUUGAGAAAGUUUUUUUUUUAAAAAAAAAAAGAAAAAAAGAAAAGGUUUGAAAAUCUGUGUCUUUCAAGUGGCAAUCAAACAUUCCAAGCUUCAAAUUCCAAGAAAUUACAGAGUUUUCAGGGUUUUUCUGUUUUGAAACUCAGUUUUUGGUUUUUGAUUGUCAACUGUCAUCAUGUCUUUCUCUUUUUCCCUUCAACAACUCAGAUGCUCUCCUUGCCGUCCUACACCAGCUUUUAUUAGAGCUUCCUGUUCUUUUAACAGAACAUCAAAUGAUGAUAUACAGAAGUUCGAGGAUGCCAAGGAGAAAAUUCGAAAGAUGUUUCAAAAAGUUGAACUUUCAGUAUCAGCUUACGAUACUGCGUGGGUAGCAAUGGUUCCUUCUCCUGCUACUCCAAAUACCCCUUGUUUUCCAGGGAGUGUAGAUUGGAUAUUAGAAAACCAGCUGUGUGAUGGCUCUUGGGGUCUUCUUGAUGUAUCCUUAGUCAAAGACUCGCUUUCCUCCACAUUAGCUUGUGUCCUAGCCCUCAAAAGAUGGUCUGUUGGCGAACAACAGAUGUCACAUGGUCUCGACUUUGUUGUGUCAAAUUUUGCUUCAGCAAUGGAUGAGGAGCAGCAUUCUCCGAUUGGUUUUGAUGUCAUCUUUCCUAGUAUGGUUGAAAAAGCUCUCACAAUGGAAGUGAAUCUUCAUUUGGUACCCACUGAUAUUGAUGCUAUGCUUCAAAAGAAGGAUUCAGAACUCAAGAGAAUUCGUGGAAAGAACUCGAAGACAAGGAGUUUAUAUUUAGCAUAUAUUGCCGAAGUGAUGGGAGGAUCACAAGACUGGAGAAUGGUAAUGAAAUAUCAAAGGAAGAACGGUUCCCUGUUUAAUUCACCUUCUACAACAGCAGCUGCUCUUUCUGAGCUCCAAGAUUCAAACUGUUACAGCUAUCUGUCUUCAGUCUUGCAGAAAUUUGCAAAUGCAGUACCGACUAUGUAUCCACUUGAUACAUAUUUCCGGCUUUAUAUGGUUGACACCCUUCAAAAGCUGGGAAUCGGUGGACAUUUUAAGGAAGAGAUUGCUUCUGCAUUAUAUGAAACUUCCAAACAGUGGGAGCAAGGCGAUGAAGAGAUAUUUUCUGAUGUUGUUACCAAUAUGAUGGCAUUUCGGCUGUUGCGUGAUCAUGGAUAUUGUGUAUCUUCAGAAAUGUUGGCUGAAAAACAUGAUGAAGACUGCUGUCUGCACCAAUUUGGAGGGCACUCAGAGGAGGACAUUAGAUCUGCUUUGGAACUUUUUAGGGCAUCACAACUUAGAAUAUAUUCCCAUGAAUCAUACCUAGAGAAGCAAAUAUCAAAUUCAAGGAACUUUCUUGAAAGGAAAAUCUCUGAACAUUCAACCCAAGUAGACAGAUUCAGCAAAAACCUAAUCCAAAGGGUAUCUGACAGCCUGAAGAGUCCUUACCAUGCGAAUUUAGAGCGCUUGGAAAGCAGAAAAUACAUCGAGCAUGAUAACUUGGAUGAAAUAAGGGUUUUUAAAUCUGCUUUACGCUGCAUUAACUUUUGCAAUGAAGUUAUCCUACAACUAGCCAAGGAUGAUUUCAGUUAUUGUCAAUCCAUACAUCUCCAAGAAUUCAAACAACUUAAGAGAUGGGUUGCAGAGAGUAAAUUGGAUCAGCUAACCUUUUCUAGGAAGAAGCUUAGCUACUGUUACUUCUCUGCUGCAGCAAGCUUUUCCUCUCCAGAACUAACUGAUGCACGCAUUUCAUGGGCAAAGAACAGUGUGCUGACCACUGUGGUUGAUGAUUUCUUUGAUGUUGGCAGCUCCAAAGAGGAGCAGCUAAAUCUUAUUCAGUUGGUUACUGAGUGGAAUGCAAAUAAGAGUAUUCAAACUUGUUCAGAGAACGUUCACAUCAUAUUCUCAGCUCUCAAAGACACGAUUUCUGAUAUCGGAGAUAAAGCAUACAGAUGGCAAGAUCAUAGCAUCACAAAGCACUUGGUUGAGAUUUGGCUGAGUCUUAUAAAGUCAAUGUGGAAAGAAGCAGAGAUGGUAAGGAACAGAUCAAUACCAACAGAGGAAGAAUACAUGGAAAAUGGCUACAUAUCUUUUGCCUUAGGACCAAUAGUUCUUCCAGUUCUGUAUUUCAUUGGUCCCAAGCUAUCCGAGGAGGUUAUUAAAAGUGAUGAGUACCAUAAUCUAUUCAAGCUGAUGAGCACUUGUGGCCGCCUCCUCAACGAUUACCAGGGCUGUCAGAGGGAAGCAGAGGAAGGGAAGCUGAAUGCAGUGUCUUUGCGCAUCCAUCACGAAAAUGGAACUAUCAGCAAAGAAGACGCCAUUGGAGAAAUAAAACAAAGAAUUGAAGACAAAAGAAGAGAGCUGCUGAGAAUGGUAUUGCGAGGCGAUGGUGGUGGUGGUGGUGGUGGUGGUGGUGGUGGUGGUGUAGUUCCAAAAGAUUGCAGGGAGGUGUUUUGGAAGAUGAGUAAGGUGCUGCACUUUUUCUACAUGAAGGAAGACGGGUUUACUUCAGAUGAGAUGGCAGGUGCUGUAAAGGCAGUUCUCCAUGACCCCAUUGAUAGAAUGUAAUUGAAUAUUGCGUAAAUUCGCAUUUGAGAAAGAAAAAUAAAUGGCACAAUUAGCUACAGGGUUAAACAACUUGAAUGCUGAUUUGAUUAAAUUCAACUUUCAGUUCCUACAUUAUUCAAGAUAUGGAACCAUUUUUGUCUAUUAUUAUUAAA
Molecule: messenger RNA, 2788 nt
Organism: Spinacia oleracea (spinach)
Lineage: Eukaryota; Viridiplantae; Streptophyta; Magnoliopsida; Caryophyllales; Amaranthaceae
Product: ent-kaurene synthase, chloroplastic
Exons: 14
Coding region: 252-2636 (794 amino acids)
Biological process (GO): gibberellin biosynthetic process
Cellular component (GO): chloroplast
Molecular function (GO): terpene synthase activity; magnesium ion binding
Source: RefSeq, a predicted model, not a curated record